Heteronotia binoei (common prickly gecko) is the source of this 1730-nucleotide messenger RNA. RefSeq names its product adherens junctions associated protein 1 (gene AJAP1). The transcript has 6 exons. The record is from RefSeq and is a predicted model, not a curated record. Gene Ontology annotation, cellular component: plasma membrane; cytoplasmic side of plasma membrane; adherens junction. The coding region runs from base 77 to 1207 and encodes 376 amino acids. Gene Ontology annotation, molecular function: beta-catenin binding. Lineage: Eukaryota; Metazoa; Chordata; Lepidosauria; Squamata; Gekkonidae.
CCCGGUAGCACGCAUGGCGGGGCUAUGAGCAUCUGAUCCCCCCCCCCGCCCUUUUCCUGGGAUCCAAGACGUGACAAUGUGGAUACAUCAGUUUUUAGUUACUAGGUCAGGUUGCCCUGUACGAAGCCAUGCUUGGAUUUUAAUAGCCAUGUUUCGACUUGCCAUGGAUUUCACCUCCUGCGAAUCUCUGAGCCAGGGGCAUAAGCUCCGGCUCUUGCAAAGACCUGUUAACUGGUAUGAAUUUCCCCAUAGUUCUUUGUGGCACCUUAAAGCCGGGCAACAAACGAGGAGUCGGGGGCUUCUGGGAAGCCGGGCGUUUCCUUAUUUGGAACAGUCUAAUGGACCAAUGCCCACAUAUCAUUCCAAAAGGCUGCACAAAGCUGUGGACCUCCUCUGGAAAAGCGGGUGGCCUAAGCACUUUGUGGAAUCGAACCCUUCCUUGGCAGAGUAUCGGGCUUAUUUGAAACGGAGGAAAAGGAACAUCCAGGGAAUCAUCAACCCCACGGUGGAGAACGGGGUGAUUGUGUGGGGGUCGACGAGCCCUUUGGAGUCCUUAGAAACGGAUACACUUCCUCACACCAGCACCAAAAGGAGUACGCCGACCAUCACCACCACCACCGUUGUCACCACCACCACCCCAGCUGCUUCCACAACAGUACCACCCAAAGGACCUGGGCCGGGGACUGGCACGCACAAGAACAACCCCGGUACUCGGGUCAGCACAAUGGAACCACCUGCCACCCCCAAUGGGAACGGGAAAGAUGUCGACGUCCCUCCACCUAAGCUACCGGGGGAGACUUCAGGUUUGGCCGUCCAUCAGAUUAUCACCAUCACAGUCUCUCUCAUCAUGGUCAUAGCUGCUCUGAUAACGACGCUCGUCUUAAAAAAUUGUUGUGCGCAAAGUGGAAACCCCAGGAGGAACAGCCACCAGCGCAAGAUCAACCAGCAGGAGGAAAGUUGUCAGAAUCUGACGGACUUCACUCCGGCCCGCGUGCCCAGUAACUUGGACAUAUUCACGGCCUACAAUGAAACGCUGCAGUGCUCUCAUGAGUGUGUGCGGACACCCGUACCAGUCUAUACCGAGGAGACGAUACUUCCUCCAGGGGAUUAUAAAACAUCCUUCAAUGGAAAUAGACCCUCCUCUUCCGAUCGGCAUCUAAUUCCUGUGGCCUUUGUGUCUGAGAAAUGGUUUGAAAUCUCCUGCUGACCGGCCGAAGUCUGUUUUACUUCCUGGGGGCAGGGCAGACGCCAUGUUCUAUUUCCUGGAUUCCACUGGUGAACCUGUAAAAAAGAAAAUUAAAAAAUAAUGGGUUAUCCAUACCUACUUUUAGUGUUUACUGAUGGAAGACUCAAAGAGCAGCCAAAUAUAUUUUUAUAUAUGAAGAAGGGACUUGCCCCUACAAGUGACUGCAUUUUCAAAGAGUGCAUUAUUUUUUGUGGGAGAAGGGCGGGAACGGUUGGGUGGGGGUGGGGGGGGACAGGACAAAUCAACAUGCAAGUCAAAGCAAGAGGAAAGAAGAGAGAAGCAAAGCUGGUCGGAGCCACUGCAAAUGUCUGGGACAUCUGGACUGUGAUUGUUUUUCUGAACCUUUGCCAAUAAUACCAUUAUGUGCCAUGAACCUGGGGGAAGACUUCUCGAGAAACCGAAGCUAAGUGGAUUUCAUGUCAAAAACCGAAAUGAGGGGUAGGGGGUAUCUCUUCUAAUAAAGUCAGUAUUUCUGGUUACUAUA